This is a messenger RNA of Rhizopus microsporus ATCC 52813, 534 nucleotides long. RefSeq lists its product as uncharacterized. Bases 56 to 478 code for a protein of 140 amino acids. The transcript is spliced from 3 exons. NCBI's taxonomy places the organism in Eukaryota, Fungi, Mucoromycota, Mucoromycetes, Mucorales, Rhizopodaceae. Gene Ontology annotation, biological process: regulation of translational fidelity. The record is from RefSeq and is a predicted model, not a curated record.
UUUUUCUCUUAGCCUUUCUUUUUUUUUUUUUUUUUUUUUUUUUUUUUUUUUCCUAAUGUUGAGACAUUGCCUGAAGCGUACAUUUACAACAACAAAAACCCCCGUCGAUGAGCAUUGUUUGCCUUUGAAGCCAACAUGGUCCAUAAAAGCACUCAUGGAGCCAAUAGGAGAACCUAUAUCUGAUAAACAAUUCAAACAUUUACUUAGUCUUGCACGUUUAAAUAUACCAAGAGAACAACAGGGACAACUAAAGUCAGACAUUGAUAAACUCACACAGUUUACUGAACAUAUCAAACUACAUGACUUUAAAGAUGUUGAGCCACUAACACACAUUUGGAAAGAGGAUACGAGUCUGCUGGCUCGAAAUGAUGAUAUAAUAGAACAGGAUGCGGUCAAAGGACGAGAACUGCUUACAAAAGCAAAAAAGAAAAGCGGUCAUUUUUAUGUCGUAAAAGGAUCAAUACCAAAUUCAGAAUAAACAAUAUGUAUAGAGUCUACUUGUUUUCAACAGCAACAGGAGCUCCUGCAUUUCUC